Messenger RNA from Kluyveromyces lactis, 1677 nucleotides. RefSeq names its product putative aspartic endopeptidase (gene YPS7). Gene Ontology annotation, molecular function: aspartic-type endopeptidase activity. Bases 1 to 1677 code for a protein of 558 amino acids. The record is from RefSeq and is a predicted model, not a curated record. The transcript has a single exon. NCBI's taxonomy places the organism in Eukaryota, Fungi, Ascomycota, Saccharomycetes, Saccharomycetales, Saccharomycetaceae. Gene Ontology annotation, biological process: proteolysis.
AUGGAAAAUUAUCUGGUAAGUCUGGCACUGGUUUUUCUAGUUCACUUUGCCCUCGCUGCAGAUGCUGAUACACCCAGUGUUGUUGUUGGAAGUGACUAUAGUGGAUUAUACUAUGUGAAUUCCACCUUUGGAACACCUGGCCAAGAGCAGAGGCUUCGGAUCGACUUGUCGCAGCCAUACAUAUGGUUAGUGUCCGGUGAAAUUUAUCCUCAGUGCAACAAAUUAGGUAGCGGAUGUCUAAAUGGAUCACUUUAUUAUCCAUUACAAAGUACUACUAGUAACUUAGUCGACGAUGAUUAUAUUAGGCUGCAGUUUUUAGAUUUGAUAUCGAUAAAUGGUACUAAAUAUAGAGACAACAUGAAUUUCACCCAACUGUCAACACUAAAAAAUGGAACCAGCCUUAAUGACAGUAAUGUGUUAUGGAACGAAACUCAGGGAUGGUUGACCAUUAAUAGUACCUCAUUCAUACUUGCUAAUGAGACUGGAUCCUUAGUUCACGGUGCUUUGGGUUUAUCUGGGCCUAUCAGUGUUCCUGCCAGUGAUUCGGUAUCCUCUUUGAACUUUGAUGAUUCUUAUUAUUUUUUGACACAUCUGAAAAAUGCAGGUGUAAUUGAAACUUCUUCAUAUUCAUUAUGGGUUAAUAACGCCUCCAAUCAUAGUGUAGAUGGUCAGAUUAAUAGAGCAAAUGCCGGAACGCUGUUGCUAGGAUCCGUUGAUCCGAAAUAUUACGAUGGUGAUUUGAUUUCCUUUGGCUCAAUCCCAUUCAAAGAUGAAUCAUCAGGUUACCUCUCUACUGGCUAUCCUAUUGUCCCUAUGUCUAGGGUCAGCAUUGCCAACAGCGAACAAGAGGCCGUCAACUUAACAGACAGCAGUUUCUUGCAACCGGUUUUCAUUCAUUCAAGAUACUUGUACAGUUAUUUACCAUUGAGUUUGAUCAUUCAGGUCUCUAUUCAAACGAAUGCUGUUUACGUGGAAUCAUUGGAUCGUUGGUUAGUUGCUUGCGAUAUUGGAGACAUGGGGUCAAAUCUGAUAUUCGAGUUUGGUAAUCUGAAUAUCAGUGUUCCGACCGUAGAUUUCUUAGGGGCAACCUAUAAUAUGUAUUCUAAUUCCAGUCUACGCUUCACCAAUGGUAAAGAAGCCUGCUAUUUGAAGAUGUAUCCUAACUAUGCUACCUCAUUCAGUGUCUUGGGUCAAUCUUUCAUCAAGAACGCUUAUAUUGUCCAUGAUGUUGAUAAUAGUAACAUUGCCUUAGCGCAGGCCGCCUCCGAUGAAGCCGUUGAAAAGGCUGCUAACAAUUCACCCGCGAAGAAGAUAGAAUCGAGUACAAUCCCAUAUGCAUUACCAAAUAAUUUCACUUACGACCUGGCUAUGUCAAAUUCCCUAGCAACUAUCUCAUCCGUGCUACUGAAUAGAUUCACAGCAACCAUAGCGUCAGACGGUGAAAUUUUCACAGGAAGGUCAUUCUAUGACACUUCAAGAACAACAAGUUCCAGUGAGCACACUUCCUUUAUAGGACCACCAGGAUCAACAACAAAGAAAAACUCUGGAACGCCGUCAGCUGCAGCUGCCAGAAUACAAAAUCAUUUCUCAUCACUAACAUCUCCAGACAAAAACAUCUGGGGAGUUUCAUUAGCAUUGGUCAUUUGUGGCCUCUUUGGUUUGGCUUUGACCUUGUAA